UCUCAUCUUCAAAAAAAAUAAAAAUUAGGGCUCCUCAAAAAUUUCCAGAGUCCUUCUCACUUCACACUUUCUCUUUCUAAAAUCCCUCACUUUCUCUCUCUUCCCCGUGUUCCCAAUCAAUCCUUCAAUGGCGGUUAUCGAAAUCUAGUCAACAACAACAACGAGGAUCUGUUGGAUCCGUAUUAGAAUUGGAUUAAAAAGGAUUUAAUUUUGCGGGUUUUUAUCCGAAACCCUAGGUUGUGUUAGGAAUUGGUUCCUUUUAGGAUUGACAUUGUUGAAAUGGAAUCUUCGGGUGGUAAAUCGAGGGGUCGGCCGAGAAAGAGGAGAAGGGGAGAUGAGCAAAAUGGGGAAAAUGUUGAUGGUGAAGGGGAGGUGCAGGAUAUGGUGAGAGAUGAUAAUAACGAUGAUGAUAAUGAGGGUGAGGAUGUGAAGAAUGCUGGGAAUUCUCGUAAACGAGGCCGUCCUCCGAAGAGAAGAGCUGUUGAGAUAAGGGGAGAUUCUGUGGUGGGACGUUAUGUUUUGAAGGAUUUUGAGGGUAGUGGUGUUUUCUUAGGGAAGAUUGUUUCAUAUGAUUCUGGAUUGUAUAGGGUUAAUUAUGAGGAUGGGGAUUGUGAGGAUUUGGAUAGCGAUGAGUUGCGUGAGUACUUGAUAGGAGAGGAGCGCCAGAAGUUUGUGGGGGAUUUGUUGAGAAGGAAGCAGAAAUUGGAUGAGAACGUGGCUGAUUUGUUGGAAAAGAAGCAGAAAUCGGAUGAGAAUGUUUCCCCAAAAACUGUUGUGAAGUCGAAAAGUGAACGAAAAAAGAGAAAUGUCAGGAAGGUAGUUGAUGAAGUGGAGAAGGGCAAUGUGGCAGAGCCGAUUGAUAUUAUGGACAAACAGGAUUGUGGAAAUAUGCUCAAUGACACAGAGAAAGUUGAGGUGCCGAUAUCAAGUGGGCGUUUUGACGAGGAAGUUGAUGGGAGUGAAGUUGAUGAUGAUGAUGUUUCUGAUUCUUCUAGUGAUUCGUGUGAAUAUGGCCAGGGUUGGGAAACCAGGUCAGAGAUUGAGAUCCCUGCUAUUCCCCCUCCCGAACUGCCUCAAUCUUCCGGGUCAAUUGGUGUGCCUGAGGAACAUGUGCCACAUCUUUUCUCAGUUUAUGGGUUUCUUCGCUCGUUUAGUAUUCGCCUGUUUUUGAGCCCCUUCACAUUGGAUGAUCUCGUUGGUUGUCUCAAUUGCACUGUUCAAAAUACAUUAUUGGAUGCAAUUCAUGUUGGUCUAUUGCGGGCCUUGAGAUGGCAUCUUGAGGCACAAGCUACUGAUGGAUCAGAGCUUGCAUCAAAAUGCCUGAGGUGCAUUGACUGGGGUUUGCUUGAUAUCUUGACUUGGCCAGUCUACUUGGUUCACUAUCUGAUGGUAAUGGGACAUUUGAAUCGAAAAGAGUGGAAAAGGUUUUACAUUGAUGUCUUGCAGAAAGAUUAUUGUACCUUGUCUAUCGGGACGAAGUUGAUGGUUCUACAGAUUUUGUGCGAUGAUGCUCUAGAUGCUGCAGAAACAAGGUCAGAGAUUGACAAUCGGGAAGAAUCUGAAUUUGGAGUUGAUUCCGAUGGGAUGUCUUCAUUCUCUCUUGAGAAUGGUCCUAGGAAGGUGUAUCCUAGAUCUGCCAAAACUUCUAUUGCCAAAGAAAGGGAAAAUCUGAUUCUGGAGGCAAAAAAUAAUACUCCAUUUGGAUCAGAUUCUUUGACCGUGAAGGGUAAGAAUCAGGAUACCAAGUCAGAUAACAUUGAUGAGGAUGAAAAUGGGGAUGAGUGCCGGCUUUGUGGAAUGGACGGGGUGUUGCUUUGCUGUGAUGGCUGCCCAUCAGCUUACCACUCAAGAUGUAUAGGCGUGAACAAAUUAUCUAUACCUACGGGAGACUGGUUUUGUCCUGAAUGUAAAAUCAGCAAACUUGGUCCACCUAUUACUAUGAAAACUUCAUUGAGAGGAGCUGAAGUUUUUGGUGUUGAUCCAUAUGCACAGCUGUUUUUGGGUACUUGCAAUCACUUGUUGGUGUUGAAGGUGUCCUUAAAGACAUCGCCUUUUGUCAGAUAUUACAACUGUAAUGAUAUUCCACAAGUUGUAACAGCCCUUUGUUCAUCUGAGUACCAUGCAGUUUCUUACUCGGGUAUCUGUCAGGCAAUAUUGAAGUAUUGGGAACUUCCGCAGGUUUUGUUACCCCCUCCUAUAAGUUGUCAAACAGCUAUGGUUUUGGAAAAGAAAGACGAUGACUCCGUGUUGCUUUCUGCUGAGACUGGAAAUCAGGUUCUUAACAAGGUUGAACCUGAAAACUAUGCCAGUGGUGUAGGGGAAAGCUCUUUAAAUUACGUGUCUGGACCAGGCAAUGAAAAGAGUUCCUCUACACAUGGUUAUGAUGAUGUUUUGAUAGGUGCUCCUGUACAAAAUGAUAUAGCUGUACCAAGAAUGAAUGGAAUGAAUGAAUCUUCAACUAUGUCCAACAAACUUUCGAAGAAUGCUGGUCUUUCUGGCUCAUCACCGCAAGGGCUGGCUGAUGGAUCAAGUGUGAUGGGAAUUUCUUCAUGCACCUCUGGGUACAAAAGCAGUAGUGCAGGGCAGAGGAACAGUGUCUGUUUGCCUGGAAAUGUUUAUCUGCCGGGAAAAUAUCGUAAUGAAGCUGGAGUCAGAGCAGUUCAACAAUGGAAGGAUAAUGGCAAUUGCUUAUACAUUGGAACUUCGUUUAAGACUCAUGGAUACAUAAAUCAUUAUGUGCAUGGAAACUUUGCAGCAACUGCUGCUGCUAAUUUUGCGGGGCUUUCAUCUGAUGAGAAUCGAUUAUCUGAGGUUCAUGCCUCUGACCCCAGGAAAGUAAUGUCUGCUAAAGUUACGCUGCAGGCAAAGGCUUUUUCAUCUGCAACGUCUCGGUUUUUCUGGCCUAGUACUGAAAAGAAACUAGUAGAAAUUCCAAGAGAGCGCUGUAGUUGGUGUCUUCACUGCAAAGCUCCUGUCAGUAGCAGGAAGGCUUGCUUACUAAAUCAAGCUGCACUGAGUGCUACACGAGCAGCAAUGAAGUUUUGCUCUGGUCUUAAGUUGGUGAAAAAUGUAGAGGGUGGCCUUUAUGGUAUAACAGCAUAUACAUUGUACUUGGAAGAAAGUAUGCGUGGGUUAAUUGUUGGGCCAUUUCACAGUGCAAGUUAUCAAAAACAAUGGCGCAAGAAAGUAGAGCAGGCUUCUACUUGCAGGGAGAUGAAGUCUCUUUUGCUUGAACUUGAGGAAAACCUUUGCAUCAAUGCACUCUCAUCAGAAUGGACUAAGCUGGUAGAUAGUUUGAUGGACGAAUUAUCUGUUCCUCAGAGUGCAUGUACAGCUGUGUCAAAUCAGAAACGGGGCCCAGUGAAACGUAAGAAACAUCUUGCUACAGCUGAAAGAAUAGUGGAAGACUCUAAUAACAGUUUGAAUGAUUUAAACUGGAGGAGUGGAAAGCUAUCAAAGCUUGUAUUCCAGAGAGCAACACUACCCUGUCCAGUCCUUAGGAAAGCAGCUCGUCAAGGCGGUUCAAAGAGGAUUCCUGGAAUAUAUUAUGCUGAAGGUUCUGAUGUUCCCAAGAGAAGCAGACAGUUUAUAUGGAGAGCAGCUGUUCAGAUGUCUAUGAAUGCUUCGGGGCUUGCACUCCAGGUGAGAUAUUUGGAUCAUCAUAUUAGGUGGAGUGAUCUUCUUCGUCCUGAGCAAAAUCUUCAGGAUGGGAGAGGUCCAGAGACAGAAGCUUUUACUUUUAGAAAUGCUCGGAUAUGUGACAAGAAGGUUGUGGAAAGUAAGAUUUUGUACGGAGUAGCUUUUGGACAUCAAAAACAUCUUUCUUCUCGCCUUAUGAAGAGCAUUAUAGAGAAAGAAGAAACCGAAGACGGAAAGGAAAAAUGUUGGUUUUCUGAAACACGCAUCCCUUUGUAUUUGAUUAAAGAGUACGAGGAAAAAGCAGAGAGAACUUGUCUGCCACCAUCUAAGAAACCUGAUCGUUAUUCCAAACAUCAGAAGAGGCAAUUGAAAGCUUAUCGUAAGAGAGCAACAUAUGUCUAUCUUACACGUAGGAGAGAUCACUUGGAAGUGUGUUUCUGUGCAGCUUGUCAAAAAGAUGUUUUACUUGGGGUUUCUGUUAUGUGCAGUGCUUGUGAAGGUUUUUGUCACAAGGGAUGUACCAUAAGCUCAACUGUUUUAACAAAUGAUGAUGAUGUUUUCGUAACCACUUGCACGCAGUGCUCACAUGGAAAACCUCUUACCGUAAACAACAACACUGUUGAGUCGCCAACAAGUCCUUUGGUGGUGCAGGGGCAGGAGUAUCAGAACUCCGCCACAGCUGCUAAAAGUACAACGUUGAAAUCUAAUGGUCAACAUCAGAACUCCAUGACAAUCUCCAAAAGUUCUAAGGUAAAAAGCAAUGGCAAAGCAUCGUCUGUUGGAACAGAGUGCCAGUCUGACAAGAAGCCUGCUUCAUCUAAUUCUGGAAAACGACAGUUGCAUUGGGGUCUCAUCUGGAAGAAAAAGGCUGCUGAUGGCGAUGGAUCUGACUUUCGUUCAAAAAAUAUCCUCUUCAGGGGCACUUCAAAUGGUGUGAAUUCAUUAAGCAUAAAGUGUCAAUUGUGCCAGAAGCCAUAUUCUCCGCAUUUGAUGUACAUUCGUUGUGAAUCAUGCCUAAAUUGGCACCAUGCUGAUGCUGUUGAACUCGACGAGUCAAGACUUCCCCUUCUGUUGGGAUAUAAAUGCUGUCGUUGUCGCAGAAUUAAGACACCAGUGUGCCCAUAUGCAGACAAGAUAAUGAAGCUGCGCAUUAAAGGUCCGAAGGACGAGACAAUGCCAGCGGAUUCUGUUUCUGAAGCCAUUUCGGAGCAAGCUGAAUCAUUACCUUCAACUCCAAUGUCUCUGAUGGAGGAUGAUGUCUUCAUUCCGGUGGAUGAUCCGCUUCUUUUGUCUGUUUCAAAAGUAGAACAAAUACAGGAGCCAGAAGCAGAAGUUCAGUUUGAUUGGAGUACCCCUUUUGGGCCAGGCCCUCAAAAGCUUCCUGUUAGAAGGCAUAUAAAGAAUGAGAGAGAUGAUGACGGGCUUAUUUGGAACGAUUAUUCUGCUGUACAGUUACCUACAUCGGAUGACACAAAAAACAUUGCCAAUUUUCACUCGGAGUGGGAUGUUCCAAAUGGUGGUCUAGAAGAUGGAAUAGGAUUGGACUAUGAUAACUUUAACUAUGAGAACGAGAACACAGAUUAUGAACCGCAGACCUACUUCUCUUUUACAGAGUUGCUAGAGGCUGAUGAUGGUAAUCAGUUUGAAGGAGUUGAUGUGUCCGGAGAUGCCUGGGAGGAUUUGACUUGUGAAUAUUCUCAGAGUGGAUUCCCAGAGCAUUAUGAAAUGGCUUCCAUUAUUGAUCACGUGCCAGCCACAUCUAUGGAACCUGCAAUAGAUGUUAGUUGUAAUAUUUGCUCUCAAUCAUCACCUGUUCCUGAUCUUGCUUGCCAAAUUUGUGGUUUACAGAUUCACAGCCAAUGCUCUCCUAUUGAAGAGGUAUCUCAGGGUGACAGUUGGAGGUGUGGCAACUGCAGGGGAUGGUGUUAAAUACAGUCUCCCAGAGAUGCAGUUUUUUGAUCCAGUUGUGUCUUUUCGGGGCACCAGAAAGCCAGACAGAUAAUAGAUUUUCCCAUGGAAGUAUGUAUGCAGUUGAAAAUCUGUUCGAUGCCUGGGUUUUGGGGGUUGAUAUGAAUGCUUGUGCUCUGAUUGAUCACACACGGCACUGAAAACAUGUCUUACUGGUUAUAACUCAGCACCCGAUUGAUGAAUAUGGUCAAAGGGUAUUAAUA
Molecule: messenger RNA, 5810 nt
Organism: Spinacia oleracea (spinach)
Lineage: Eukaryota; Viridiplantae; Streptophyta; Magnoliopsida; Caryophyllales; Amaranthaceae
Product: DDT domain-containing protein PTM
Exons: 10
Coding region: 280-5568 (1762 amino acids)
Source: RefSeq, a predicted model, not a curated record